AGAGGCGCUCCGGGCUUCGGACCCCCGGCUUUCCAGCGCUUUCCGCCCCGCGGCUUAAAUGAUGUAUUUUGUCAUCGCGGCAAUGAAAGCUCAAAUUGAAAUUAUUCCAUGCAAGAUCUGUGGAGACAAAUCAUCAGGAAUCCAUUAUGGUGUCAUUACAUGUGAAGGUUGCAAGGGGUUUUUCAGGAGGAGUCAGCAAAGCAACGCCACCUACUCUUGCCCUCGCCAGAAGAACUGUUUGAUCGAUCGAACUAGUAGAAACCGCUGCCAGCACUGUCGAUUACAGAAAUGCCUUGCAGUAGGGAUGUCUCGAGAUGCCGUGAAGUUCGGUCGGAUGUCCAAAAAACAGAGGGACAGCUUAUACGCGGAAGUACAGAAGCACCGAAUGCAGCAGCAGCAGCGAGAUCACCAACAGCAGCCUGGAGAGGCUGAGCCCCUGACCCCCACGUACAACAUCACCACCAACGGGCUCACGGAGCUUCACGACGACCUCAGUAAUUACAUCGACGGGCACACGCCCGAAGGGAGCAAAGCAGACUCUGCAGUUAGCAGCUUCUACUUAGACAUCCAGCCUUCUCCAGAUCAGUCGGGCCUCGACAUCAAUGGAAUCAAACCGGAACCGAUAUGUGACUACACACCAGCGUCGGGCUUCUUCCCCUAUUGUUCUUUUACGAACGGAGAGACCUCUCCGACUGUAUCCAUGGCAGAAUUAGACGUCUGCGAUAAGCGUUCACGGCCCACAGCGCAGGAGAUGAACUCACCCUCUGACAGGAUGGCACCUUCCUGCCCAGUACUUCGCCCGCCGUGGCCUCUCCUGGCACAUAUAGCACCAGGACACCCAGCACGGAGGCCGAGCGAACACCUUGCACAGAAUAUAUCUAAAUCACAUAUGGAAACUUGCCAAUACUUGAGAGAGGAAUUGCAACAGAUAACCUGGCAGACUUUCCUACAGGAGGAGAUUGAGAACUAUCAGAACAAGCAGAGGGAAGUAAUGUGGCAGCUAUGCGCAGUCAAAAUAACAGAAGCUAUACAGUAUGUUGUGGAGUUUGCCAAACGCAUUGAUGGAUUCAUGGAACUGUGUCAAAAUGAUCAAAUUGUGCUUUUAAAAGCAGGCUCUUUAGAGGUGGUGUUUAUCCGAAUGUGCCGUGCCUUUGACUCCCAGAAUAACACCGUGUACUUUGAUGGGAAGUAUGCUAGCCCAGAUGUAUUCAAAUCAUUAGGUUGUGAAGACUUUAUUAGCUUUGUUUUUGAAUUUGGAAAGAGUUUGUGUUCUAUGCACCUUACUGAAGAUGAGAUUGCAUUGUUUUCUGCAUUUGUUUUAAUGUCUGCAGAUCGUUCAUGGCUUCAGGAGAAGGUAAAAAUAGAAAAACUCCAACAGAAAAUUCAACUAGCCCUUCAGCAUGUCCUACAGAAGAAUCACCGAGAAGAUGGAAUACUAACAAAGUUAAUAUGCAAAGUGUCUACAUUAAGAGCGCUGUGUGGACGACAUACAGAAAAGCUUAUGGCAUUUAAAGCAAUAUACCCAGACAUUGUGCGACUUCAUUUUCCUCCGUUAUACAAGGAGUUGUUCACUUCAGAAUUUGAGCCAGCGAUGCAAAUUGAUGGGUAAAUGUAUCACCUAAGCACUUCUAGAAUGUCUGAAGUACAAACAUUAUGAAAAAAACAAAAAAAUUAAUCAAGACACUUUAUACGGCCCUGCGCAGACCUGGAGAGCCAACACACUGCACAUCUUUUGGUGGUCGGGGUCAGGCAAAGGAGGGGAAACAAUGAAACAAAUAAAAGUUGAACUUGUUUUUCUCAUGCAUAUGAUUUCCAUUAUGCCUACAGAUAUGGACCCUUUUUCUGUCUUGACGUCUCGAUCUCAGACCUCUGUUUACACAGAAUGAGGGUAUUAAGUCAGAAGAUUUCCUUUUUCUUGUAGUUCACUGCCCACAGACUUUCUACAGAGUAACCAAACUGUCAAUAAGAGCAGAGAGUCCAGUAGUAUUCGGUGACUGGUGUGCAUAGCAGAGGUUUCGGCGUUCGUUUGCACAACUUGCUCAUUGUUUCAUGAAGGAAGAUUUUUUUUUUCACCUACUAUUGCCAGUAGGCAGGAUGGCACGAAAAGAGUCCAUAGCAAUAGCAACAAUAGCAUUAUAAUAUAUUACAGGGUAAAUGGGCAUGAAGACUAUAUAUAGCUAAAGAGAUAUUGUUUAUAUAUUGUUUUAAUUAAUAUAAAAUGUAGUUACUGGUAUAGCUUUUCUUGUUGACUUGAUAAGGCACUUUCAUUUUGCACCUUUUUCUUUAAAUUAAAUGCUAGCGUGUCAUUGUUGUGUCGCAUGUGCACCAGAAAUACAAGUUUAACUGAAAAAGGUUUGGAAGGUACGUUGGGAGGUAUUUAUGCUGCUGUUUUCAAAAUUACUCUGAAAUGAAUGGCUGGUCAUAUCUGGAAAUAAUUACCUUGAUUUUUAUACCAGAAUUAAGGUCAGAAAUGGAAAGAUUUCCAAAUUAGAAUUUGCCUUUUGAAAGGUUCGCUAAACAAAUGUGUUUAUGCUUCAUAUCAAGUGUAAAUGCAGCUAUCCAUGAGAUAACUAUGAGCUUAAACAGACAUGCCCGUGGUUAAAUCAUUUCCUGAAUGGGAAGACACCAGAAAUUUGCAGUUUUCAGUAGAUUUAUCUACGCAUCCGCCCCCGUUAAUUGUCUUUGACCUAGAACAAGUCAAUAACGAGAAUACUGAAAUAUAGCUUUUUCUAAAGGAACAAAUCGGUAUACAGGAAGCACGUUUCCCUGUAUGUAUGUGUGUAUGUAUGUUUGGUAUAAUCUGGAUACCAUGAGACCAUACCACAGAAUGAGGUCUAGGUUUGAUAUCCUUAUGUUUUGUAAAUCCUAGAAUUUAUUUCAUUCUUUAUUUUACAAACAGGGAAAAAUGGCAUAAGAUAUUGAACUCAUUUCUGGCUGAUUUAAUUUUGCUGCACAAGGUAAAACUUUUUUUAAAACAAAAAUUAAGCCGAUGCUUACUGCACACGUUUACUCUUCUAUUUAUCUUCAGUUGUUACAGGGUGUUAUGCAACUUGUUGCGGUAAAUACUGAAAAGACCUUUUGGCUUUUGUGUUGGGUUGGAGGGAAGGGUUGUGGGUUGGAGAGAAGAGGUCAAAAACUUCCUUCAAAAAAUAAUAAUUUUUUAUUUUUGAAGAUACUGAGGUUUAUUUUCGAAACUGGAGAGCCAUUCAUAGACAUAAGUUUAGGUAUUCAAAUAUCAUCCCAAGUUCCAAAAUAUGCAAGAUAAUCUAUACCCCUCCCACCGUUUUCACUCUGUCUCUGUCUUAAUUUGUCUCUUCCCCAAUUUUCCGCAGCUACCAAGCUGCAGAUUUUCAUUCUGCUUUUUUCCACAGAAUGGAAAGGACAUUAUAAAAUACAACCGAGAACCAAACGUGUCACAGGUUUUGCGCAUUCCCAACUUGGAUCCAAAGGCUAGGAAAAAUGUCAAAGCACAGUCCGCAAGGAACAUGAAAUUCAGGUGUCAUGGGAAGCCUUGAGGUUAUAGCAAACUGUCCCGACUUGGGCAAAGAUUAACCAUCCAAGCAAACUCCUCCUCAGCCUCCUUGCUCCUCUGCCAUCCGUCAUCACUGCAAAGGGAGUUGGAGAGCCAGAGUUUAAGGCCCUUGUGUUUGCUUCUGAGGAAAAUUGCUUCGAGUUUUUAAAAGGCUUUCCAGAACCCUUCCAAAGGUCAUACUGUAUUUGCUUCAGACCAUCACAGGGAGGACUCGAGAGUAGCAAGCCCCACUUUAAAGUGGAUGGCAAACCUUUCUUCUCCUGCCCCGACUGUUUUCUCAAAUGCUCCCUGUGGAAUACUGUUACUGAUUGCAUUCUCUGUAUCCUCCCUGGACUUGAGAUAAUUUAUUCAAUUUACGACGACUCGCCGAAACCCAUUUUCUCUCCUGUCCUUGUUAUUUAGCUGUUCGGAAUGUUUUUAGAAAGAUAAUAUUUUUGCUUCUCAGUGGGUCUUUAUGAAACCCACAUGGCAUUUUAAAUAAGCAUAUUUUUUACAGAAGGACAUAGUAUUAGGUGAUAAAAGAAAUCCCCGUUUCCUAACCGGUUCAUAAAUUUAUGGGUACUUUAAACAAGUAAAACAUACGAGGAACAGUAAAUGCCCAGUGCUUUUCAUAUAGAGAUUGACAAUCAAAAUGUAGUAUUUCUUUGGGAAAUAAGUGUCACCCCCGCCACCCGUCAUUUGAAUCAUAGCGCCUUUAAAAAGCAAUAGUAAAUGUGCUCUUCAGAGAUUUACACAUUUUUGAAAUUGUCCUAUGAAUUUAUUAUGUUUUCUAAAUAAUUAUCUUUUCCUUUGUUGUCAAGUUAUCCUGAUCUAUCUACUAAAUUUGGGGGUAGUGGGGGAUGUUUUAUUAAGGCAUAUUAACUUUUUUUAACCAAAGCUUUCUGAAUAUGACCAGCCUCAGGUGCUAGUGCUUUAAAGAGCAACUAAACUUAAUUUCAGUGUCCAUUGGCAAGAUAAUAAGUUAAUCUUCUCUAAGGGUGAGAGAGAUGUUAAACACAAAUAAGGGUUCCCCUGGUAAAAAUGAAUUUAGUGUGUACCUAAAGUUGCUCUACUCUCAGUGGUAAUCACAUAACCGUGCCGUUGCUCUUAGAGGGAAGUUUGGAGCUAAAUCGAGUUACCUUAAUGAUGCUCUUCAGUCUUUUUGAGAGAGGGGUCUCAAUCGUAUGAGCAAGGCGUACUGAUUGUAUAGGAAAAAAAAAUAUAUUAGGCAUGUUCUGUUAAAUAGAGGAACUGGUACUAGGAUCUAAAACCAGAAACUCAGUAAUCUGUUGAGUUGAAAAUAUAUCCUCGUCAAUAGUUUUUAUUGAGUGCUUACUGGGUGCAGAGCACUGUCCUUAGCGCUUGGGAGAGUACAAGAUAACAGAGUCGGUAGAGAUAUAUGCGACGUUUUUUCAGAAAACGCUAGGACAUGAGACAGAGCAUCCCGCCUGAUAGGGAUAAAUCCAGAAUUAACAUUUAAGACCUAAAUCUUCAACCAGAUUGCUUCAGGAGACACACGUGUGCCACCAAAAUUACAUCUCAUACCUCUUUUUGAGCUUGUGUAAAUAUGGCCUAGUUAGAAAUUUUUCAUUUUAAUGUUGUGGUAAUGUUGACACUAUUUCACUGCUUGUAUCAGAUGGAAGAUUUGUCCUUGGUCACCACAGAAACCAAGCUGCAGUCUGAAAUGUUUUCCCCGCAAUUUAGAAACGCUGGGGGAAAUGCAGUCUCGCACUGGAUCUUUGGGUCUUGAUUUUGGAAACCGCACGCCCUUAGGUAUCUAACAUCCUCAUUCACCCUUUUGUAGCUUAAGGAUAAGAUGACAUAAGACACUGCUCUGAGUUUGGUUGUUCUUUAUACAGUUUGUAUAUCAUAGUAUGGAUACCCAGGUCUAUAUGAAUGUGUGGGUGGUUUUUGUGUGUAUGAAUGUGUAUCCGAUGGGCGUGAGUGCGUGGCUGCUUCUAGGCUACUAAGUGUCAAUGGAAUAAAGAAAAUGUAUCAAAAAACUUAAGUCAAAAAUAGAAGGUGGAGGAAAGAUUUAUUCUAUACAAAGCCUUGUCUGGACCACUUUAGAGAGACUUCUAUUUUUUUAACCCUUCUAUAAAUAUUUGAUGGCACUUGAAAUAUUCCUGCAAUAAAAUGUGAUUUGUGUAAA
Messenger RNA from Ornithorhynchus anatinus (platypus), 5663 nucleotides. RefSeq names its product RAR related orphan receptor A (gene RORA). Gene Ontology annotation, molecular function: zinc ion binding; nuclear receptor activity; RNA polymerase II cis-regulatory region sequence-specific DNA binding. Gene Ontology annotation, cellular component: nucleus. The coding region runs from base 59 to 1609 and encodes 516 amino acids. The transcript has 11 exons. The record is from RefSeq and is a predicted model, not a curated record. Gene Ontology annotation, biological process: negative regulation of inflammatory response; regulation of transcription by RNA polymerase II. Lineage: Eukaryota; Metazoa; Chordata; Mammalia; Monotremata; Ornithorhynchidae.